UCUCUUUUGGCUCUCACAAAAUCGAAACAUUUUGCGCGAAAAUAACAAUCAAAAUAUAACGAUAUUAUUAUAGUUAAAGUAUUAAAUAUUAUAAUAUUGGAAAUUUUAAAUAAAUUUAGUGUUUUUAAGUACAUUUAAAGUUAUUUGAAACUCAAAAAAAUACAAAGGGGAUGAUCUUUGUAAGGUUUAAGCAUAACAAAGGUCUUAAACAUCGGCUUCACUGCGUGGUAUAAGGAUCGUCGCUAUGGCCAUCAUACAGUCGUGCUGCUGUUGGCGUAGCCUUCGUAGAGGCUGCUACGCCUCUGCGAUAUACACUUUGGUAUACUUCGCGGUAACCAUAGUAACGAUGGGGCACUUUAUCGACGUUGAGCAUCGCUACCUAUCCGGCCAAAUGACUGAACCCGAAUCGGAGAGCUUUCUCGAGCCGGAAAAAAUAACUCCAAUAACAGUGUCUCUUAACAUCACGCUUCUGGCAUGCAGCAGUUUGGGCCUCAUCUCUUGUGUCGUACUCAUGGUGGGAGUGUAUAAGGAUAUCAAAUUUAUGCUUCUACCUUGGAUUGUGUCUAUGGGAUUGGAAACCCUCGUUGAGCUGAUCAACGUAUGCUAUCUAUUUUACUUGCAAACUGUAAGUAUUGAACAAUUCAACUUCAACCCAAUAACAUCAUUUCUCUUCACUCUGGACUUCUUUAUAAUCGCCCUUAACAUAUAUGCGUUGGUGUGCGUCAUAUCGCAGUUUCAAGAGUACAUUGAUGGGCGAGGGACCGCGUCGUUCGACUAUUCCGAUAGGCUAGCUGGAGUUCAGUACAUUGCACAACCUCCUCAAACUACAACUACGAGUUCCGCUCCUAGUGGCCGUAGACGAUCCGCCCCAAGGCCACUGCUCAGUCGAUGUGACCCUGAAGAGUUUUCUGAAGCACCAUCUAGAGCAAUUACUUCUGUGUUGUCAAAGCCAUCUCGAUCUAACGUCAAGAAGCAUGUUCAGUUCCCGGACGAGCAAAGUUGCAUUGAAGAAGCACCCGAAACUUCAAAUGGGAACGAAGGAAAAUCUUCGUCCCGCGUGAUCAGCUCGUUGUGGAUGGAGCUGGAGACUGAAGCUCCACCACCGGAACGCUGACGACGUCGCAGCGAGCAGUAUUACCGGCCAGUUUCGCGCGCCCGAAAUGAGCGUCGCAAAAUGUCCGCCGCCGGAGUACCGCCCGCUACACCCGACAUUCAAGACUCGUCAUUGUAAACUAUAAAACAGUGAUAACUAACCGUAACCUAUCGUUUUACUGGCCGUUUUGUACACAUAUAAAAAUUACCUUUAAUUAUAUUCAAGUGCAAAUUACCUUUUACGACGUUUCUAUUAUUCUGAAUGUGAAUGAAAAUGUAGAUGAAGUUACUCAAACAAAUAUAGUAAGCACAUGCAUAUAGCAUAAGGCAUCAACAAACGCUGGCGCCAUAAACAGAUUUCAAUUGAAUAGUUAGGCAGGCGGGUUACAACGUAAAUCGUAAGAUGAAACACCGAAUACACGCUUAGUUAUUGGUUUUUAAAUUUCAAUCGUAUUCGCUAUACAGUCGUUUGGCAAAUCACUAUCGAGUGAAGCGUGAUCUGUGUUCGUCUUUUGUUUUACAUUAACACCUCAGG
This is a messenger RNA of Pieris brassicae (large cabbage white), 1627 nucleotides long. RefSeq lists its product as uncharacterized. The transcript has 10 exons. Lineage: Eukaryota; Metazoa; Arthropoda; Insecta; Lepidoptera; Pieridae. Bases 245 to 1114 code for a protein of 289 amino acids. The record is from RefSeq and is a predicted model, not a curated record.